UGUAAAAAUUAUUUAAAUAAAUUGUAAAAAGGAAAUUAUUAAAAAUUAUUAAUUAUAAGUUUUAACGAUUUUGAAAUAUAUUUGUAAAAAUAAUGUCAAAAUAUAGAAGUGCAAUUUGCAUUUUUGAAAAAUAUAUGCAGAAUAAUUUAACGUCAACUCAUACUAAUAAUCCAUUUAAUGAUACUUUUCAACAAAUUAGAGGUAUAAAAAAACAUUUUAAUCAAAAAUAUCGUAAAGAAAGAGGACAAAAAUUUAUCAAAAUAGAAUUACCCGAUUAUAAUAAAUUGGAAUUUGAAAACGAUGAAAUAAGAUUACAAAUGAAAAAAUAUGGAAUAAUGCCACAAAGAACUUGGAACGAAAGACCUAUUUACAUUUCCUCUACACCAGGAAUAUUUGAAAGUUAUAUCGUUCCAGAGGGUGAUGGAAAAUUUUCUCCUAUUACUACUAUGGGUGCAAAACAAAAAAUUGAAUUUAUAAACAAAAAGAGUAAAUCUUUCAUAGCUCUUAGAAAAAUCAAGGGAUAUGAAGAAAAUUACACAACUAAUACAUUUUUAGAACAAAUGUUGGAUAUUUAUAAAAAAGCACAUGAAGCCUUAUGCACUCAAAAAAAAGAUGAAAUACUUAAAUACGUUACAGAAACUGCAUAUCCAAUAAUGAUGCAUAAUAUAAAGAAUAAAACAAUUAUUUGGAAAUUUAUGGAAUCUUUGGAACCAGCACGUCUCGUACAUGCAAGAGUCACAAGCGUUGUGACACAGGGGAAUGAAUUUGCACAAGUCACUAUCCGUUUCCAUACUCAACAGAUUUUAUGCAUUUACGAUCGAUUCGGACGAGUUUUAUUAGGUAGCGAAAUAGUAAAAAAAGAUGUUUUGGAUUAUAUAGUAUUCGAAAAACAUUUAUCCAAUGAAUAUGGUAUUUGGCGAAUACAUGGAAAGAUCAUACCAGAUUGGAUGUCACCGAUCGAAAUAUCAUCAAAAACUUAUAUUUUGCCGAAAGAAAAAGAAAAGUCCUUAUCUACUGAUAAUGCUGUUGAAUCAGUUGCCGAAGUAGUACCUCCAGAAACUUUGGAUAAACAACAUGAUAAUGCAAAUACAUAAGAAUUAUUGUACAUAUUGAUUACAUAUAGAUAUUUGUUAUUAUAUUCGAUAAAUGGAAUAUUUAUGAAAUAUAUAAGUAAACAUAUAAA
Molecule: messenger RNA, 1183 nt
Organism: Apis cerana (Asiatic honeybee)
Lineage: Eukaryota; Metazoa; Arthropoda; Insecta; Hymenoptera; Apidae
Gene: mRpL45
Product: mitochondrial ribosomal protein L45
Cellular component (GO): mitochondrion
Source: RefSeq, a predicted model, not a curated record